AUUUGCAUAGACAACCUUGUAUCUUUGUUAACUAUAAUCUUUAGCGGGCCAACAGACAGGCGCCAAGGGCAACUCCCCGACAAGGCUUGAACUUUACCCCUUUUAGACCGCCAUGACCGUAAACAUUAUUGCCGUUCGUGCUCUCAACAAUCCAGCACAAUAUACGGACGUAAUUUCCUUCGAAAUUGAGUACGAAGCGCUUACAGACCUUCAGGAAGACCUGGCCUGGAAGAUUGUUUACGUGGGCUCCGCUGACAGCGACCGCUAUGACCAAGUACUAGAAAACGUCGAGGUCGGACCGGUUGCACGAGGAACCUUCAAGUUCGUGCUGGAGGCCAACCCGCCCAAUCCACAGCUCAUUCCUGCCGACGACAUUGUGGGCGUCACCGUCAUCCUCCUGACUUGCAGCUACCGGGAGCAGGAGUUUAUUAGGGUUGGAUACUAUGUCAACAACGAGUACAUGGACGAGGAGCUGCGAGAGAACCCGCCCGAGCAGCCGCGGUUGGACAGGCUGCAGCGCAGCAUUCUCGCGGACCACCCCCGCGUGACGCGCUUCCCGAUCGCCUUUGACGCUCCCGAGGCCCCGGUGGGCGCCCAGCCCAUGGAGGAGGAUCCGAGCAACGCCAUGCAGGCGGAGGGGCAACCGGCUGCAUACUCGUCAGCAAUGCCAGCUGAUCCGGCGCCGGCGCAGCACUUCAUGGAGGCGCAGCAGGGGAUGAUGUUUGACGGGCACGGUCAGCAGCCGGCGCCGCAGCAGAUGUACCAGUACGUGCCGGUGCAGUAAGGGCUCGUUGCCCGUGCAGGUCAUCUUGCUGUUUAGGGGUUAUUCGGGGGAGUCGUGACGUCGAAGGGGAUUAAGCGGAUAGAGUCCAGGUGUACUUACACUACGCGGGUGUCGGCUGUCGCACCCUACCGCAUACGGUGUGCCAUGUCAACCGCCCACGACAGCGGCGCAUAAAUCAGAGCCGGUGGUCAGCCUUUGCUUAUUUCUCUCGCUCGCUUAUUGGUGCUUUUGUUAAGGGAGGAGGAGGCAGACGCAGCUUGUAUGCAGCUUUUGUUGAUACAUGGCUUUGACAGCGGGGCCGGCUUAUACAAGUUAGCCGCUGGGAACUCCUCCAGUAAGGACAUGUACACUUUUUGUUGUUAUAUUAGUAGUCGUCAUGGUUGAAGCUUUUGCAUAGACUGGCAGGUGUUGUGUGGAAGCAAGGGACAUUCGUCCUUGCGUGAAGAUCGAGGCUGAGUCUAUUAGAGUCAUCGAAUAGACUGGGACAAAGUAAUAACUAGGGCUGCGUCGAUAGGCCUGUACUGCGCUGUGGUAGGUUCUUGGUUACAUUGGCGCCAAACGGCGGACUUUCAUCGUAUGCCAGUACUAAAUGCUUCUGUAAAAGUAUAAUGAACCAUUACGAUGGUGUUCUUGCUGAGCCGUUGAUCGCGACCGACGGAUAGACUCCACGCACGGCAGUUUGUCAUCCGCCACUCGUUUGCCAUCAUAACGGCUUCCUAAGCACACAGUGUGGAGGUUCGGAUAUACAUAUACAGCUAACGACAAGAGUGCAUAUUGUGUAAGCGUAGCCUUACUCCGAGACCCCGCGAGAUGGCCCUCAGGCUACGCAUGCCCUCAGCCGUCCAUCGGUCAACUCCACUAGCAGCGGCUAGAAUUUACGGAAGGUUCUCUCGGGGAGGACUGCAAUGCUGCGCAGAGGCUCAGGAGCAGGCACCUGCUGUUGGCCCGCCGCAACGUACGCGAAGCAACUCCAUGAUUCGAAGCCUGGCAGCUGCUGUUGAGCUUACCGGUCAGAUACAACGAUACGAAACGCUCGCUGGCAGGAGUGCAAUGGUGGGCGUCGCAGCGGCGCUCUUCAUCGAAUUGGUUACCGACCACAGCAUCAUUUUGGCGAUCAAUCCCGACACCGCUUUAACAUACGCUGGUGUCGUCGCGGCGACGCUCGCAGCUGCCGUAGCCGUCGCACUGGCGAGGUCGCGUAUGGACUCCCUCGGUGUGGGCGGCAGCUUGGCGGUGCUGGAAGCCGUAUACGCCUCCCUCACCGCCGUUCGCCGCUCUGCUGCAAGCGUCACGCAGGCGCAGGUUGACAAGGCGGUCGACGGGCUGUUGGAGGGUGUUCUGGACAGCCGCUUUGACAGCUUCUCCAUUGAUGGACUGCUGGAGCCCAGCACGGACGAGGAGGAGGAUGUGUGAAGAAGGGGGUCUCGAUCUGUCGCUAGCAUGCGGUGUUGGGGUGUAUAGGGGCAUGCAUGCACGCUUGCAUGCACGCGUUGUAGCAUAAAACAGGAUGGGAAUGUUGGAAACCGGUAGUGGUUUGUAACAGGGGCGUACUCGGGCGUGGACGAAGGUACAAGGUUGUCGCGCUAUUGCGGUAGGAGGAGGUGGCUUACCAGAGGGCUGGCCUUGAAGCCGCCGCGGUGGAAUGAGGUGCGCAUGUUGGUGGAUGACCUUGGAAUGGUUGCGAAAGCUGUUGGCGCCUGUGGUGUUCCUUGCGAGUGAGGAAAGAGGUGAGGGAAGGAACUCAUUUGAGGCGUAAGCUGCCUGUUACUGUUACGGGCUGGCAUCUAUAUUUAUAGUAUGUCAAAUGGCUGCUGUUGACUAGAAAACCAGGAACACAUGCUCGCUGCUUGGGCGCGCCUCCUUUGGACGAUUGGCUGCUUCCCCCGGCAUCAGCGUUCGUGUGGUGCAGUGGUGCACAAUGCAACUGCAUGCGCCGGUACUUUGUUGCGUUGCUGGGGCGCCACCAUGUGUUUCCCCACCUUGACGACUUGAAGACAUAUGCCUCGAAUUGUGGUGGGUUUGCUGUCUUGGUCGUUUUGUUUAGUUGUUUAGUGUUUUUCCUCGAGAGCCCCGCACCGCCUUUCGCCCCAUGCUGCUAUACAUUCUUGCGAGGGGUUUACUUAGGCGACAGGGCCGCUUGUUGCUUGGUGGUGGUGUUUCUUUGAAGGCUGUUUUGCUUUCUCUUGUUGCCUGGAUGCUGCGUCGAGUAUGCCGGUAGCAUCCGCCUUUGCAUUCCAAUUUCAAGGUUUUAUACGAAUCGGAUCAGCAGCGGUGGUUGGUAUCCUGUUGUAAUCUGGUACGGCGGAGACAUGACAGAUUUGGUGCUGUGAGGAGUUUGAGUCAGGGGGCAAAGUACGUUUCUCUUCUGCAAGCGUGCGGUGUUACAGGCGGAUUGCGGAGUUGCGGUUGUCGUCUUCUGGGCCAAACAGAGCUGCUGUCAGUCGUUCUGGCUAUCCAGUAGGUACUUGUGGAAAUCGUUAACAGGUGUAGUACGGGCGAAGUACGGCAGCUGGAGUUGAAGGUCUGGUGGUACUUCUUUGUCGUCACACUCAGAACCUGAAUCCGCGUUUGUUGUAUUCUAUAUAAUUUGGACCUUGGCCCUUGUGACCCUGGGUCCGCCCGCACGCAUGGAUACUCGGCCCCUGGGGCCCCGUGUACGCUUAUAUUUAUAUUGAUCGGCAUUGCUGCCGGGAAGGGUAUGAGGAGCAGCCUUCAAUGCGAAGGCCUCCUGUGGCGGCUCACGACAGCACUGUAAAGUGAGCGCGCG
Molecule: messenger RNA, 3551 nt
Organism: Astrephomene gubernaculifera
Lineage: Eukaryota; Viridiplantae; Chlorophyta; Chlorophyceae; Chlamydomonadales; Astrephomenaceae
Source: the annotation of a GenBank genome assembly